Daphnia pulicaria is the source of this 2631-nucleotide messenger RNA. Its product is annotated as RNA pseudouridylate synthase domain-containing protein 2-like. The transcript has 11 exons. Gene Ontology annotation, biological process: pseudouridine synthesis. The record is from RefSeq and is a predicted model, not a curated record. Lineage: Eukaryota; Metazoa; Arthropoda; Branchiopoda; Diplostraca; Daphniidae. Bases 430 to 2631 code for a protein of 733 amino acids. Gene Ontology annotation, molecular function: RNA binding; pseudouridine synthase activity.
GCCAGUGCGCGUUCUGUUGCGAUAGACUUUGGUCGAACCGCUUGAAGCCGCGCUCAGUCGACGCGCUCUGCUCGACACGGCAUCAUCCUCAAUCCAUUCGAUCCUUCCUUAGUGUAUUUACUCGGUUUUUAUCACGUGAGAGAGAGAGAGAGAGAGUCUGUUAUUGUUGAACCCAAUAGAACUUGACUUGAAAGAAAAAAGAAAAUCCUUCGGCCGUUUUGUUGUUGGUGUUCCUGCCCGUUUGAACUUUGAGCGGUCAUCGUUUUCAAGUGUCGCCGUUCUCGGUCCAGCCACUUGAAAAGAGUCCAGAGGCAGAGAGAAGGAGAGACAAACACUCACUUAUGCACGUCUCUUUCCAGUUGUUGUUGUUGUUGUUGUUUAGCAUCGGUUGAAUUGAGUUUGAAGCGAAACAAUUGAAAGGUGACGGAAAUGCAGCAUCCGUGGCUAUUACCGUUUCUUCAUCCGUUAACAACAGCGCCGCCCAUCCAGCUAACUCUGCCACCACCGCAGCAUCAGCCUCAUCAUCAUCCUCACCACCAUCCCCAUCAGCACCACCACCACCCUCAUGCCCAUCAUAUCCAGCAGCAGCCUCAGCAGCAGCCUCAUCCGCAUGCCCACCAUGUCCAUCAUCACGCUGCCGCCCAUCAGCUGCCCUCGACGUCGAUGGGACUGACCCUACAGCCAAUGCUGACCCCAUCGGGGGCUCUGCUCCUGCCGGCCCUGCAACAAAACGCGGCGGCCGCCGUGGCAGCUUUUGCCGCCGCCGCUCAUCAACUGGCCGCACACCAGCAAGGAUCAGCCGUGGCCGCUUACAGCGCCAUGGCCGCCACCAAUUCGCCCGUUCUCAUGGCCCCGUUUCAACCGCAACGUAGUCGUCUCAAGGUGUCCGAACGAGAGAAUCGGCCCGUGGAGGCCAAUGGCAGCGCUGCAGCAGUGGCCGCCAUGAUCAACGCGGGAGUCGCUUCGGAGGCCAAAAGGAAACAUCACGAUGAUCAAAUUGAGCCUUUUAAAGAUGUUAAGCGAGCUAAAAUUGAGACGCGGGCGUUGAAAGCCAAGCGCCCUGGAUUUACCGACGAGCGCUACAGCGAGACCGAAUACUUUUUUGAAAAUGGUCUCCGCAAAGUGUACCCGUACUACUUUACUUUCACGACGUUCACCAAAGGUCGCUGGGUUGGAGAAAAGAUCCUUGACGUCUUUGCCAGAGAGUUCCGAGCCCAUCCCGUCGAGGAAUACGAGCGGUGCAUUAAAUCCGGAUCGCUGACCGUCAACUAUGAGAAGGUGGAUAUCGACUACCGACUGAAGCACAACGACCUUUUGGCCAACAUCGUGCACAGACAUGAGGUGCCGGUAGAGUCGAAGAUCAUCGAAAUCGUCUAUCAAGAUGACGACAUGAUUGUGAUAGACAAGCCAUGUUCCGUACCGGUUCAUCCGUGCGGACGCUACCGCCACAACACGGUGGCUUUCAUCUUGGCCAAAGAGCACAACUUGCGCAACUUACGGACGAUCCAUCGACUGGAUCGGCUCACGUCCGGUCUGUUAAUGUUCGGCAGGAACCAGGAGAAAGCCCGACAGAUGGAAGUGCAGAUCCGCACGCGCCUCGUCUCCAAGGAGUACGUCUGCAGAGUCGGAGGCGAAUUCCCGAGUGGACACAUCAUGUGCACGGAACCGAUCGAAGUGGUCAGCUACAAAAUCGGUGUUUGCCGGGUCUCCCCCAAAGGCAAGGACUGUCAAACGGAGUUCGAGCGCCUCUCGUACAAUGGAAAGACCAGCGUCGUCCUUUGCAAGCCUCGCACCGGCCGGAUGCACCAGAUCAGAGUUCAUCUGCAGUACCUCGGAUAUCCGAUUGCCAACGACCCCUUGUACAAUCACGUUGUUUUCGGUCCGGAGAAAGGCAAAGAUGGCAACAUUGGAAAGACGGACGAAGAAUUGAUCCAUGACUUGAUCUCGAUCCACAACGCCGAAAACUGGCUGGGAGGCGAAGGUGAUGACUUUGCCCCCAACUUUUUUAGUGGCGUCAUACCACCGGAAGCGACAGGCGUAGCGACUCCGUCGAGCAGCUCUGGGGGAAUGGCCAGUGGAGUCUCUAGCCGAAGCCAAACUCCUGAUGCCGCCGCAUCCAAAGAGGCGCCAACGGCAGUCGUAUCGCUUCCGGAAUUCAAACCCAACAGCGCCGACACGGAAAUUGAGGCGACCCAGGAUCAAGUCAGCACCGAGACGCUGACCGAUCCGUCUCCCUUGGCUACAUUAUCCCUAUCGCCCUCGGGAGCUGUGCUCGAGUCCGAGUGUUCCGUUAAUGAGAAACCGGCCAGCCCAACGGACAACGUCAAAAGUGAGAAUGACGGUGUCGCUGACGAUAGCGCAGUUAAACCGGAAGAAAACACAGAUCACAUUGAUCGCAAUUCACCUGAGGCCCCCAAUAAAACAAAUGACGAUUCAGCCGUUGAUAGCUACAAUUCCGACAAAGUUACAUUCGAUGAGCAUUGCUUCGAAUGUAAGACGCGCUUCCGUGAUCCCAAGCCUAAAGACUUGAUGAUGUUCCUUCACGCUUGGCGUUACAAGGAAAAAGUUAAUGACAGUGUCCACUCAUCAGACAGUGGGGAACUCAAACUCACGUCUGUAGCGAAAGAUUGA